ACUAAGCUGUCAAUGUUCCUGAGAUUCGAGAUUCACACGUGUUUAUAGUGGUUAUACUUAAAGUAGUUUUUAAUAUAUUGGAAUAAUUGGUAAUAUAAAUAACACAAAACUAUUAUAUAAAUGGGUCGUAAAGCUAAAUUUGAUGAAACGAAGAAAGUAAAGAAGGGACCCGGAAGAAAGGCUAGAAAACAACCUGAUCCUGUAUUUAAAAAAGGACUCUUGGACGAUGAUAAAGAAGAAAAAAAGUUAAGCCACAGACAGAAACAGAGGGCAGCUCGUAGAGUUAAAAAGAAGAAGGAAAUUGUAGAAAAAAAGAAGGCUCUAAAAGAAGCUAAGAAAAAUGUUGCUAAACAACAAGAGAAGAUAAUCGAAAAAGAAUCAGACCAAUCUUCAGGAGAGGAAAAUGCCCAAGGUUUCACAGAUGAUAAUAAGGAAUGGUUAAAAUUAAAACCAAAAAAUAAGAAAAAUGUAGAAGAACCAAAAGCAGACAGUGAGAGGGAACAGGAUGAAGUUUCUGAAGAUGAAGAAAUGUCAGAAGAGGAGUAUGAACAAGACCAAGAUUUUGAAGAUGGUGAUGAUGAUCCUAAAGUUAAACAGAAAUCAGGCAAAGAAACAUAUAAGGUUGGCAAGCUUGAUGACCUAUUUGUAGAUACAGAUGAUGAGCAAGAUAAUGAUCAAGAUAAUGAAGAAGAGGAUGACACAAAUGUUUCAAACAAAAUGACUUAUGACUCUGAUUCAAGUGAGAAAGAUGAUGAUGAUGAGGGUGAUGAUGAUGAUGAUGAUAUGCUGCCUAUAGAAAAAGCAAAUAUUAAAUUGAAGAAGAGACAGAAGUUAGACAAAAAGUUAGCUGAUGAGGAGCUACAACUAAAUAUUGCUAAACAGGAUGUAUUUGCAUUUCCUAGUCAAGAAGAAUUAGAUAAUCCAACUAGUUUGCAAGAUAUUCAUCAGAGGAUAAAAGACGUUGUCACAGUUUUAGGAGAUUUUAAUCGAUUGAAACAAGAUGGCAAAUCUCGUUGUGAAUAUACAGAUUUGUUAUUGAAAGAUUUAUGUGUGUACUACAGUUAUAAUGAAUUUUUAAUGGAGGUUUUAAUGCAAAUGUUCCCAGUUCAAGAGCUGGUUGAAUUUCUCGAAGCGAGUGAAGUUGCUCGGCCAUUAACAAUAAGAACUAAUAGUCUUAAGACCAGAAGACGUGACUUAGCUCAAGCUCUAAUAAACAGAGGCGUUAAUUUAGAUCCUGUGGGAAAGUGGAGUAAAGUUGGGCUUGUGAUUUACAGUUCAACAGUUCCGAUUGGUGCUACCCCUGAGUAUUUGGCUGGUCAUUAUAUUUUACAAGGAGCAUCAAGUUUUCUACCUGUUAUGGCAUUAGCACCACAAGAAAAUGAGAGAAUCUUAGAUAUGUGUGCUGCACCAGGUGGUAAAGCAUCACACAUUGCUGCUAUUAUGAAAAAUACAGGUUCACUUUUUGCCAAUGAUGCUAACAAGGAUAGGACCAAGGCCGUUGUUGGCAACUUCCACAGAUUGGGAGUUGUUAAUGCAGUUAUCUGUAACUAUGAUGGUCGACAAUUCCCAGAUGUAAUCAAAGGCUUCGACAGGGUUUUACUUGAUGCUCCUUGCACUGGUACAGGUGUCAUUGCAAAGGACCCUAGUGUUAAAACUACAAAGGAUCAAAAAGAUAUCCAAAGGUGCUUUAAUUUGCAGAGACAGUUGUUGCUGGCUGCUAUAGAUUGUUGCAAUGCAAAAUCUAGUACUGGUGGCUAUAUUGUAUAUUCAACUUGUUCUAUAUUACCAGAGGAAAAUGAAUGGGUAGUAAAUUAUGCAUUAAAAAGACGUAAUGUAAAAUUAGUCCCAACCGGUCUUGACUUUGGUACUGAAGGUUUUGUGAAGUACAGGCAUCACAGGUUCCAUCCAUCCCUCAAGUUAACCAAACGAUUCUACCCACACACACAUAAUAUGGAUGGAUUUUAUGUAGCGAAAUUAAAGAAGUUCUCUAAUGUCAUUCCUGAAGUUGUCAACAAUGAAGAAGAUGAAGAGGAAGUAAAGGAAGGUGAUAAAGUGCAACAGAACGGAGAUGCAACGCCAAAUGAACAAACAGAAGCAAUAAAAAAGUCAGCGAAAAGGCCAGCAGAGACUAAUAAAAUGGAACCACAGAAUAAGAAAAGUAAACCUGCAGGAGUUGUUAAUGGAGGAAAAGCAAAUAAUAAAAAUAAAGAAGUAACAAAGGAUAAUUCGAAAGAGACGAAACAAAAUGUAGAGCAAACACAAGAAAAGACAAACACUAAAAAUGACAAGAAAAAACGUAAUAAAAAGAAAAAUAAGAAAAAUUCAGCUGGCCAAAGUGAGCAGAGUACUCAAAAUUCAAAACAAACAAACGUUCAAUCAAAGGAAGGCGGUAAAAAUAAAAUCAAUGUAAAUGCCACUCAAAUAAAAGUUCAAGAAGAUACAGUCGUGAAAACCGCACCAAUUGCACUGCAAUCGAAAAUAGUACCGAAUCAAAAGAAAACAGAAGUCAUUAACAAAACUAAUGAUAUUACAGAGAAUCAAAGUCCAGGAAAAAAUAAAAACAAAAAGAAGAAGAAACAAGGUUUGAAAAAACCAGAAGCAGAUGCUGUCAAUAAAAAUGAAGCAAAGAUAACUGACAAAAUAGAGAUAGCAGCAGCAAAAAAACUUAAAAAUAAGAAAAAGAAGAAGCAGGUUGGACAAUUAAAUGAAAAAAAAAUUGGUGGAUCAAAGUCAAGUAAGCCGAGUAUAUCAAACAAGUUUAAUGAAAAUAAGGUUAAAAAAAAUUAAAUUGUUAUAAUAAAUAAAAUUUAGUAAUAUACUACUAUGACCAUGAUGAAUAAAUGUAUUUUUUAUUUAA
This is a messenger RNA of Nymphalis io (European peacock), 2857 nucleotides long. RefSeq lists its product as uncharacterized. The transcript has 6 exons. The record is from RefSeq and is a predicted model, not a curated record. NCBI's taxonomy places the organism in Eukaryota, Metazoa, Arthropoda, Insecta, Lepidoptera, Nymphalidae. The coding region runs from base 121 to 2787 and encodes 888 amino acids. Gene Ontology annotation, biological process: rRNA base methylation; maturation of LSU-rRNA. Gene Ontology annotation, molecular function: RNA binding; rRNA (cytosine-C5-)-methyltransferase activity. Gene Ontology annotation, cellular component: nucleolus.